GAGACGCUCAGUACGCUAGAAACCAUUGAGGAGUUAAGACGUGACGUACUACGCCGGGCCCUUUCAAGCCUGAGAGUGAUUAAAUCUGAGAAGGAAACGUUAACCCCCCCCCUCACACCCUACACCAGUCCUGGAAGUGAAGAUGGGUUGUUGUGUGAAUCGUGCCUCGUAAAAACAGGAAAUGUGUUGUGAGCAACAGUGCUUGGGUCUGAUGAUCUAUUUGACGAGUGAACAAGAAAACUAAACGUGAUCCCUGUUGAUUGGACCUGUGCCUCAUUCUGCAUGGAUGAAUGGCAAACAAAAUUAACUCGACUCAACUUGCAUCUUUUUCCCGCAGCUCUGUAAUCUAUACCGAAGAUCAGAUCCGUCCUAUACCCUUAGAAGGACGAAGGUCCUGUCCUACUGGUGUGAUGAGUUGUUAUUCGAGAAAAGGACGAAAAUAUCUAGAUAUUCUUAAAGGACGAAGAAAAGACGACAGGCCUUUUAAAAAAAUCUCCAAGAUCAAGGGAUUUAAAGGAAAUAGGGUUAUAUAUGAGGACGGAUUCUACUCCACCAGCCUCUCAAAUCUACACCAGGAACCAGAGAACACAUACUUUAUACAGAACACAGAGUUUCAUCAUAAGGAUUUAUCUCCGGAGGAGAACAUUUACUCCGAACUGAACUUCUCCUCUGAACCCCGAAGUACGGAUUUGAACCUGACCGGGAGAUCUGAAGAUACAGACCUUAAUCUAUCAACCAGUUCUAGAGAGAUAGGUUUAAACUUCUCUGAUAGCUCUAGAGAUACUGUUCUAAACCUCUCCAGUAUACCAGGAGACCCUGAGUUGAACCAAGAAGAAGUUGAACCUUGCUCCGGUUCCCAGGAUGAUGAAUCUCAGCAAUCCUCAUCAGAACUAGGUAACCUGGAUAUCAUGAAUACAGGGUUCCAAGAAUAUCUCCGGUUAAGCUCACCAGACUCAGGAUACAGAGAAUCCUCUCCAAGGGACGAAAACUCUCAGUUCUCCGAAGGAGAGAGAGGUAAAGCUAGACCAAGUGAAAGGAUUGUUAAGAACACCUUUAAUACAACAAAAGUCUCAUCCAAUCAGACUGGGAAAUGUGCUUUAGCUCCAGGAAGAAAAAUGGAAGAAUCUAAACCGGGUUCAGCAAGAAACAGAACCCUGAGUAAGCACGCUGUCCGGAGAUACAGCGGUGCUGAGCUGGCCUGGGAGAAAGGUUGUAGAUUAUCCAUCUCUUCAUCGAGUUCUAGUUCAUCAGAUAGUGAAUAUCUAGUGUCAGGGCAUCACAAUCAAUCUUACUCCCUAAAAACGGAUAAAUUCCAAAGUUUAUCCGUCCCUAGAGAUAGAACGGGCCGAAGUAAAUCUCUUUCCUCUGACAAAGAAGAGAAGAACGGUGUGUGUGAUCCAAGGUUUCAAAAACAGAUCAUCCCUGGCAGGGUUGAGUACGGGACGGAUGUCGGGAGAAACCAACAUUGCCUGGGUGAGAGUUUUCUCCGGGAACAUGAAGUCGGAUUUAUAUCCUCUUGUAACACGGGAUAUAAACCCUACAAACACGCACAAACAAUGCCUGAUUUUUCCAGAAUUCAAAUGAGAGAAGGGUUAGAUGAGUUUGGAGAUAUUGAGACAGAAAGAGAUAAAGUAUGUCCUGUCCUGAGUAUAAAUGGGUUUGAUGAGAAGAAAACGAGACACGUAGGAGACUCUAUAAAAUCUAAUAUCGUGGGAUUUAGCACUCAGCGCUUGAUUGAAACUAUUAGUCCCAUAUCCAGGUGCAAUACUUGUAUCCAGGAGUGUGUAUCCACUGUAUCUCCAGCCUGCUGUACGGGUAUCCGCUGUUGCUCCAGACAGAGUAUCCAGUUAUCCAACUGCUGUAUAAACCAUGGUAGUCUUCUGUGUCCAGUAUCCAACUGUUGUAUCCAAGAAGAGAGAAUUAUAUAUCCCUGCUGUAUUCAGAAAACGCAACCUGGCUCUGUAUCCUGUGUCUCAGGAUCACCUUUUGUAUCAUGCAGACCUGUAUCCUAUAUUCGAGAGGAACGAGGUGUAUCCACCAGUAGCAGUUCCCCGGAUAGUGGAUAUAGGGAUAGUUUUCAGGAUACAGGAUACAAGGCUAGUUUAAAGGAUAAAGGUGGACAGAAUACAGGAUACAGGGAUGCCGAAGAAGAUAUAAUAGAUCUAAGUAUAAAGGAUACAGCUAGGUUUGGUAACUAUCCAGGGUGUAGACAGCCUGUAGUACCAUCUAAUAUUUAUCUAGAUCAGAUAGAUCCACCAGUCUCACUUAGCAGUCACAAAGUCCAACAUGCUGUUCAGCAAAGAAACCCUUUACAAGGACACCAGCAAGAACACCCAGUUCAACAAGAACACCCUGUUCAACAAGAACAUCCUUAUCAACAAGAACACCCUGUUCACCAAGAACACUCUGUUCAACAAGAACACCAUUUUCACCAAGAACACCUUGUUCAAAAAGAACACCCCAUUCAACAAGAACACCCCGUUCACCAAGAACACUCUGUUCAACAAGAACACCAUUUUCACCAAGAACACCUUGUUCAAAAAGAACACCCCAUUCAACAAGAACACCCCGUUCACCAAGAACACCCUGUUCACCAUCCUUAUCAACAAGAACACCCUGUUAACCAAGAACACUCUGUUCAACAAGAACACCAUUUUCACCAAGAACACCUUGUUCAAAAAGAACACCCUGUUCAACAAGAACACCCUGUUCAACAAGAACACCCUGUUCAGUAUACAGAUGUGGAUUUUCCAGGAACAAUUGACAAAGAUAAACCCAAGAUUUUGGAGCGAAGUUUGAAGAAUCAGAAUAAUAAACUCUCCUCCCUGCCCAGUCAUCACGAUGACCCAGAGCAAUCAAGGACAAAACAAUCCUGCAAAUCAAUAUUCACAUUUGUCCCAAAUCCAGAAAAACCUGAACCCUAUCCUAGAGGGUCUAAACCUAAAUUAAGGGAAUCUGAAUCAAAUACUAGAAGAUCAGAUUCCAAUCCUAGGAAGUCUGAAUCCAAUCCUAGAGUAACUGAAUCCAAUUCCAAUAGUAGAUUAUCUGAACCCGACACUAGAGGACAUGAACCCCAUUCUAGAAAAGCUGAAUCUAAUCCUAGAUUAAAAGAAACAAUCUUGACUAAACCAAAGCAAAUGUCUCAAAAACCUGAAAUAAAAAGCUUGGACUUGUUUUCUGUGAAGACUGUUCCAGAACACGCAGAACGAAACUCCAACUCGGGGAAAAUUAUGUUUGACCAACCCAAUCCUUAUUCUCACACCGCCAGGCCAAAUCUCACUAAUUCCGAAGUUUACUCCGCCAAAACUGAACCCUACUCCGCCCUCACUCAAUCUUACUCCGCCAAAACUAAACCCUACUCCGCCCUCACUCAACCUUGCUCAGUCCCAAAUGACUCCUUCUCCACGAGGACGGAGAACUCUAAGCUAGAAGGUUGUGAAGACUCUGAUUCUAGUAGUGAGUCGGAAAUUGGAUUCAUCAUUGGAGUUCCAAGCAAACCGUGGAUACAGAUCUACAGGGCUACCGAUUUUCUUGAGACUGCAAUACGGAAAGACUCUUGCAAACAAGUUGGAGAGUUCAUUAACGAUACCUCUUCUUCGCGCGAUAAAGUCUCUUCUGCCGGCACUCCUCCGACUCCCCCCUAUCCUUCAUCACAGAAUCAGCCCCCUAGUUCUCAUCAAUCAUCUCGUCAAUUGUCAUUCACUUCUUUUGGUUUACCCAACCUUAGCGAGCCACCGAAACUCCGACCAAGACCAAAAUCAAUGCUAGAAUCAUCAAGAGUUAAACUGAGAGAACACCGAAGCACAGGAACUCUGGACCUCUGGACACAGCUAAGCACUUUAGAGUUUAAUCCUAAUUUAACCCCCCCUCUUAUACAUUCUAGUCCAUAUGUAAACAGAGGACCAAGGAAACAUGCUAGUUCGUCUUCUCUCCGCCAGGAACCGCUAGCAUCACCAGAUAUCCAGUUGACCCAUGAGUCAUUGCAGCCACCAUUAACAGAACAUGAGAUUAUCAAAACCUUGAAGAAAAAUGCGGAUAAUCACACAUUUUUGACCCUAUGCUGUGAUGAGCUUCUGCUAGUUGAUCCCUUCAGCUUUAACCAGCUACAAGCAGACCCCUCAACCUGUAACCAGCUACAAUCUGACCUUUUCACCUGUAACCAGCUGCAAGCUGACCCUUCCAUCAGUAACCAACUACAAGCAGAACCUUCCAGCUCUAACCAGCUACAAGCUGACCCCUCCAGCUGUAACCAGCAACAAGCUGACCCCUCCUCCUGUAUCAAGAUGAACUCCGACUCCUCCAGCAGUAAUCUGCUCCUGGAGAACAUAAUAUCUCUCUCUAACUCCUUAUCCUCUCCUCCUGUUUUGUUCACCACUGAACAGGACCAUCUAUACCUCCUGCUCUCUAGUAUCCUCAAUUCGAACAGUAAACCAUAUAUAUCUGGUCUAGUCUGCAUCAUAGACUCUUUACAAACAGAAGACAAGUGCGUUGAGAUAGAGAUCUUUCUCAUUAGAGAUCAUUCCAUCGAGAUUAAAGUCAACAUUUCUAAGCACAACAACAUUAGCAACAACAACAACAACAACAACAACAUCAAAAACAACAAUAAGUUUAAUGAUAAUUGUAGCAAAAACAGACACUGCAUCGAUCACACUGAUAGCAUUAAGAGAAGAUUGAACCUGACUGAGACGAUAUCCAGUUCUAAAGUGCUGAACUUUUAUGAUGACGAGUGUUCUAGGCCCCGCCCUACCCGCCCUACCCACCCAACCCACUCUACAAUACCGUCUUAAAUAUCAAGCUCCAGGUCAUACUUCCCAAACCUCUAAUUUUAGUCCUCUAACACCAACUUCUCAUCCUUCUCCGAUAUUCAUUCCCAACCAUCACUCUUCCACUCCAUCCCUUCCAUCCACUCCACCUCCAGUUCCAUCCCGUCCUCCUCCUCCACUUACACCUACUUCACCGACCUUCCUCUCUGGCCCCUCCCCCUCCCCCUCCCCUACCCAGUGUGACACAGACUUGAAGUUCACAGAUUGGAACACUGCGCUAGAUAUGUUUGGAAUACUGGGAAUAGAUCUAGAACGGAUAUACUUCUGUAUCCUGGAUAUCUUGGAUAUUCUCAGCCUCAACCAAGAUCCGGAGCUGGAGGUUGACCCAAUCCGUCCUGCUCUUCUCUCCCAGCUUGCAGGACACCUUGGAGUCAGUCCUGAAACCCUAGAAUUAACCUUAGCAGCUGAACAACAGAGUGUUCCACCCAGCCUGCCUGACAAGCGGUCUUAUAUAAUAAGUGGAGGAGUAAAGAUAGAUUACAAGUUCCCAAAGUAUGGAAACCUUAAACAUAGGCCUUGA
Molecule: messenger RNA, 5343 nt
Organism: Eurytemora carolleeae
Lineage: Eukaryota; Metazoa; Arthropoda; Copepoda; Calanoida; Temoridae
Source: RefSeq, a predicted model, not a curated record